Molecule: messenger RNA, 1020 nt
Organism: Erigeron canadensis
Lineage: Eukaryota; Viridiplantae; Streptophyta; Magnoliopsida; Asterales; Asteraceae
Exons: 1
Coding region: 1-1020 (339 amino acids)
Source: RefSeq, a predicted model, not a curated record
AUGCACCAACCACCGGGAUUUGUGGAUCCCACUAGACCGGGACACGUGUGUAGGCUUCGCAAAUCUCUCUAUGGGCUUAAACAAGUACCGAGAGCUUGGUUUCAACGGUUCUCUUCAUUCAUCACCAAACACAGGUUUCAAGGAAGCCUAAGUGACACCUCAUUAUUCGUUUUUCACCAAGAAAACUCUAUGGCAUAUCUUUUACUCUAUGUAGAUGAUAUUAUACUAACUGCAUCUAGUGAUUUAUUGCUUCGCCAGAUCAUUCAGCUGCUGUCCAAUGAAUUUGCUAUGACCGACAUGGGUUCACUUCAUCAUUUUUUGGGCAUUUCUGUCAAAAGAGACUCUACGGGCAUGUUUUUAUCUCAAUCUCAAUACGCUCGUGAUAUCCUGCAUCGAGCCAAUAUGACUUCAUGUAAGCCCUCACACACUCCAGUUGACACAUCGUCGAAGCUUAGUGCAACCGAAGGCAACCUACUACCUGAUGGAUCCUUGUACCGUAGUCUUGCCGGGGCUCUCCAAUAUUUAACAUUCACAAGACCGGACAUAGCCUAUGCUGUCCAACAAGUUUGCUUGUUCAUGCACGCACCUCGUGAGUCACAUUUUAACUUCUUGAAGCGUAUCCUUAGAUAUAUUCAAGGCACUAUCGACUUCGGAAUACGCUUAACUGCCCAAUCUGACCACAGUAUUGUUGCUUACUCGGAUGCCGACUGGGCCGGAUGUCCCGACUCCUGCAAAUCUACGUCUGGAUACUGUGUUUUCAUAGGUAACAACCUUAUUUCUUGGUCGUCCAAACGACAACCCACAGUCUCCCGUUCCAGUGUUGAGGCCGAAUACCGUGGCAUUGCAAACGCGGUGGCUGAAACAUCUUGGCUACGCAACCUACUUCUCGAGUUAAAAGUUUCCGUUACAAAGGCCACCAUUGUCUACUGUGACAACAUUUCAGCCAUCUACCUAUCUAAGAACCCCGUUCAACAUCAACGCUCCAAACAUGUCGAAUUAGACAUCCAUUUUGUUCGAUAA